Molecule: messenger RNA, 7545 nt
Organism: Parus major (Great Tit)
Lineage: Eukaryota; Metazoa; Chordata; Aves; Passeriformes; Paridae
Product: probable G-protein coupled receptor 83
Exons: 5
Coding region: 336-1574 (412 amino acids)
Biological process (GO): neuropeptide signaling pathway
Cellular component (GO): membrane
Molecular function (GO): neuropeptide Y receptor activity
Source: RefSeq, a predicted model, not a curated record
GGUGUGCGGUGCCUCCUGCCUGGGAGCCGGAGGAGCCGCUGCUGCCCUUUGGGACCGGCACCGUCGGGAUCAAAAAUGUUCGGGCAGUGCAAGUAUUCAGAUCGUUGCUGGAGAGACCUGUUUGGAUUUGUUUAGAGUGGAAAGUGAAGGCUUCUGCGUUGGGAAGAAAUUCCUGUGACAGCAGCACAGGAUGGUCAGGCAGCCUGCUUGAGCCCAGAGCUCACCUGUGAACUUCUUGCUCUUGCUAUGUGAGAGAGUGUGUGGUGCCAAACCAGCCCCUUCCUGCCACACUGUUGGAGCUGCUCCCCAACAGGGAAGACCAGCAUCGACCUACCAUGCCUCACUCACUGCUUCAGCCAUACAGGUCACAGGUGAUGGGAUUUCUUGAGGAGUUUGACCAUUACUCUUCCCUGGCCAAACUCAUGUCCAUCUACCACACAACUAACAGGACCAUCUUCAACUGGACAGAGAGCCGCAUUGUCGAGUGGGAGAAAUUUGCUGAGCUGGCUAAAUAUGAGCCAGAAUCCCAGAAACCAACAGUGAAAGCGCUCCUAAUCGUGGCGUACUCAGUCAUCAUUGUCAUGUCUCUCUUUGGGAACAUGCUGGUGUGCCACGUGGUGCUGAAGAACAAGAGGAUGCACUCAGCCACCAGCCUCUUCAUCGUCAACCUGGCAGUGUCAGACAUCAUGAUCACACUGCUCAACACGCCUUUCACCUUGGUCCGGUUUGUGAACAGCACAUGGAUUUUUGGGAAGGCCAUGUGCCACAUCAGCCGCUUUGUGCAGUACUGCUCCCUCCACGUCUCCACGCUGACCCUGACGGCCAUCGCUCUCGACAGGCACCAGGUCAUCCUGAACCCGCUGAAGCAGAGGAUGUCCCUGACAAAGGGAGCUCUCAGCAUCUCUGUUAUCUGGCUGAUGGCAACCUGUUUCUCCCUGCCCCAUGCUGUCUAUCAAAAGCUUUUCCAGUACAACUACAGGGAAGCCACUGUCCGGAGUCUGUGCCUCCCUGAUUUCCCUGAGCCCGCAGAGUUGGUCUGGAAGUAUCUGGACCUGUCUACCUUUCUCCUUCUUUACCUCCUGCCUCUGCUGAUCAUCACCGUCACCUACAUGCGUCUGGCCAAGAAGCUGUGGCUCCGCAAUGCCAUCGGGGACAUCACCACGCAGCAGUAUGUCACCCACCACAGGAACAAGAAGAAGAGCAUCAAGAUGCUGAUGCUGGUGGUGGUGGUCUUUGCAGUCUGCUGGUUCCCCCUGAACUGCUACGUGGUGCUCAUCUCCAGUCUGGGCAUCAAGACCAAGAACUCGCUCUAUUUCGCCCUGCACUGGUUUGCCAUGAGCAGCACCUGCUACAACCCCUUCAUCUACUGCUGGCUGAACGAGAGCUUCCGCACGGAGCUGCGCUCCCUGCUCUGCAUCUGCCAGAAGGUGCCACAGGCUCGGGGCCAGGCGCUGCCAGCCAGGGCCGUGUCCUGCCGCGAGGCGUGGCUGGAACAGACCAGGUGCAGGAAGGGACCUGCCUCCCAGGCCAGCAGCUCCACCAGAAACCUCCCGACGGCCAACACGGACCUGUGAGCCACGGGGCUGAGGGGGGUUACCUGCUUGGGGAAGGCAUCAAAGGGCAUCUCCAGUCUCUCCUUAGGAGCCAGCAUUGCUGCGCUGCUGUUUCAUUGCUGACUUUUGGCUUGUCUUACUGUAGCCCCUCCUCUGCUUGGCAUGGUGGGCACACAGCCUCUCCAGCACUCCACCAGUAAAACCCAUGCUGCAGCUGGCCCAGAGCACAGGAAUAUGUACAGGGGACAUGGAGCUUCUCAGACAUGGUGAUUUGCUUUCAGGUUUUCCCAUUUAUUGCUAGCAGAGGGAGUGGACCCAGGUUUCUGUCACUGGCCUGAGCCCCUGGCCUGUAACAAGUGCCAUAACAUGGGGCUCUGCACAGCAGCAGAAACAAAUCUGUGAUGACAGGUGUUUGAAGGAAGGACUCGGACAUGCAGAGGAACUCCAUCCACAGGGAGUCUCACCAGUUAGUGUAUAGCAAAGCCUCCAACAGAGGUAAGGAUUUUAACAGCAAUUUUGCUCUCAGAUUCUGCUGCUCCUCCUGCCCUGUCUCUGUCCCACCCACAGCAGCUGGAAGCCAGCCCCAAGACAAGGGGAGCAGGGACCCACCCCAGGAGCCAUGGCUGUGGGCUCAGAUGGCACGAUGACAGAUUAAUCUAGUCCACUGAGAAGUUCUUCUUAUUAUAAAUAUAUUAAUUCAGUAAAGAGAGCUACACUGGCACUUUACAAAAGGCCACAAAAUAUUUCAUCAGGGCUGUAGCAUUCACUCACUGAAGAAUGGAAUCAUUCUGCAUUGUUACUAGUUGCUGUAAAAGUCUCAUUUAAACAACAGGAGGGCAAGACAGGGCUGGAAGGAAUGUCCUGUGAGGAGCAACCAAGGACUCUGGGGCUGUCUAGCUGGUGCAAACCAGGUGAUGAAUUUCUGUAGCCCAAGGGCAGCUGUGUCUGCUGGGGGGCUCCUGGUCUGUGCUGGCAAUAGCCCAGACAGAUCUUCUGCCCAAAGAGACACUGUGGGGGCCUGAGUGGCUUGAGGGAAUAAGAACAUACUCCCACCCCCUUCCUGGGGGAGGAUAAGCCAGACCAAAGAAGGGAAACUAAGGACUGAUUUAUUUUUAUUUUUUGUUAUUUUCCAUUUGUGCAGUGAGAAGGAAAAGGACAGAAAGGAGGGGGGUCCUUGCUUCAGGCCACUUGACCCCAGCUGGGCACCUUGGGUGUGCACUGUAAUGCCUGCACCAGAAGAAAACAGCAGAACACAAGGAGUGGCAACAGGAAUGGGUCAAUGCUUGGUCCCUGAGGCAUUUUGCUCGGAGCUCACAAUUAUUGAACAUAGGAAUUCAAAGCUGUCUGUGCUGGGUGCCAGCACUGUCCUCCCUCAGUGUACAGCAGGGUUUGUUUUCAGUCAAAAACCAUCAUUGUGAGUUUUUUCAAAAUGUUAAAAUCAUCUCUAAUUAAUAAGCAUCACCUCAUUGAAUUAUUAAGAGAAGCUAUCAUUUGCUUUUUUACUGUUCCUCACUCCUCACUAGCUUUUGGUGAGCAGCUCUCAAAUUGCCAUGUAUUGUCUUUAAUAUUUCUUAGGUUUGUUUUCCUUCCUUUCUUUCUUUAAAUGGCUGAAUAACCUUUUCCUGGAGGAAUCCAAGCCUUUACUCCAAAGAAGGGGUCUCUCCACACUCCCUUGAUCUUCUGCUAAUCUGGUAACUAACCCUGUAGUUAGCUAUCUCUUGCUGUCAGAAAGAACCUGGCUGGUUUUCCUUGGAUCUGUCAAUUGCAGCAUCUCCUCAUUGCUGAAUUUUUCUCCCCUAAAUGGGCAGGAUGUAAGAGCUGACUGUAUCGAAUCUCCGUAAUGGCUCAGCUAUCUGGACUGAUAAUUAUCAAUGCCUGAGUGAGAUUCAGAGCCUCACACGCUUCACCCAGUGCUUCAAGGCUCCUGUAUCACUUGAGGAUGCCCUGACUCCCAGCAGCACUCAGGCAAACAUGGAAUGCACAAUAUAUAUAUAUAUAUAUAUAUAUAUAUAUAUAAAAGUAUAACCUGAGCAUUGUUUGACCAGGGCAUGGCCAGUGCCUGGGGGGCAGGAGGCUGCAUCUCUGCUGGACUCCAAGCCAGGCUCUGGAAAUGGGAAUCUGUGAAGUUUGGCUUCUAACUCGGCACGUAAACAGAUGCUUAAACAUUCCUUACAAACAUUCCCCAAGCUGUCUCCAGUCCCGCAGCCGCCCACCUGUGGAAGUGGCUUCCUGAGGGGGAGCUCCUGGAGACCGAGGCUGUGCUGCCACUUCAGUUCGGUCCAAACCCAGGAGAGUGGGGUGGGAGAAUCCAGCAGGAAGCCUCUGCCAUGAGGAGACCUCUCCCUCUUCCCAUUGCAGACCGAAGCCUCACCCGGUGCCCCGGGCAGGCGAAGCCCCCCGGGAGGGAGAACCCCCAGGGACAGUUUCAGAUUAUUGAAACACUGAGUCACCGCAGGCCUACUCCCGGGAAACUAUUUGAGCACGCACAAAUCAGCGUGCAAAGAUCCAGCAAGACAUGUCUGAGUGAUUAACAGCCCGAAUUUAUUAAGAUUAGCUCAUGCCAAAUGCAGCAGAGUGCCUUCAGCAGAGUUGCUGAUGAAGACGAUAACGGGGAACACAGUGCAGGGAAUACCUGAAUUCCAGAGGCAAAUCCUCUUAUAUAGCCCCACCAUAUAAUGAACAAAGAAACCACAACAUGCCAACUAGAUUAACAAAAAGCUAGCAGAAAAAACCCCACAAUGAGUCAGAAAAUUAGCUCAGGAAGGAGAAACAGAAUACAAUUAUCAUCACUUAGCUCUUCAAGUGGAAAACAGCACGGAGGGGCUGGCCAAAGCAUGCUGCAGAAAUAGAGGGGAAUGUCCUCAGUUAAAUCCAGUUUAAGCCCUGGAAGUGGGGUGUAGGUGGGCCAGUGUCAAACCAUCAUCUUGUACUGGGAAGUAACUUGGCAUCUUAGGUCACUCACAGAUCAGGGGAGGAAGAAGGAGGAAGGAGCCUGGCCCUUACCUGGGAGACUGGAUGUGAAAGGCACACCCCGAAUUCCCGCGUGGGAGACGAUGUGCAGCCGCCCUGUGCCCCAGGCAGCAACAAAAUCUCUCCUUUGAGCCGGGGCACACAGCUCUGUUCUCUCACUGACUGUGGAGACAACCUUCCUGCCCCCCAAAGAACUCAGCUGCCCCCCAAAGAACUCACCUGUCCCCACAGAGCCCACCUGCCCCCAAAGAACUCAUCUGCCCCCCAAAGAACUCACCUGUCCCCACAGAGCCCGCCUGCCCCCCAAAGAACUCACCUGCCCCCCAAAGAACUCACCUGUCCCCACAGAGCCCGCCUGCUCUCCCCCACUGCCUCCUCCCAGCGCCACUCCUGCACUGCGGUGGGCAAAGGAACGCUUCUGAUCUCCCAGACUUUGGAUGGAGCCCAGGCAGGAAUACUGGCAAGUGAGGACAGGUUUAGCACCAGGCACGGGCUGCAGACUAAGACUAAGUCUUUGAAGACUAAGGGCGUUUCACAAGCUGCCCUGUCCCACCGGUGCUCAGCAGUAAUCCCCACCCCAGUUCCAGGGACUGCUCCUAAACUGCUCCCCUGAGGUGAUACCAGAGCACUCCCAGAGCUCGGCUCUUCCCAAUCCCUGCUGAGCAGGUACAUUGGAGACCUUGCCCAGCUGUGCUGUGAUGUCAGGUUUCUGCACUGCAGCAGGACUAAUGUUUCUGGGGUCCCUGAUGGGAUGGGGCACGGGCCAGCAGCAGGUCCCAAAGGCUGCUCUGAGCAGUGCUGGGAGAGCAGGAGGGACCCAGAGCAGGCAGGGGUGUGGGUGCUGUGCUGGGGGCUGUGCUGGAGCCAGCCCUGCCUCGGGAGGCCACAUGGAGCCUCCACAGGCAGCAAAGCAAAAGCACCUCUUGCCCUUCUGCCCAUCCCUGGUAUUUUGUUAUUUGCCCUGGUAAUAAGGGCUGAGUUAAUGUGCUUGGUCCUUGAUUGAUGUUUCACUCCCCCAGCAGCCCACACUGGCUGAUGAUGCCCAGUUCAGUAGUGCCAAAUUGUAGAAGUAGAGAGCAGCUGUCACUUAACCAGACAUGAGAGGGAAAUUAAAAUAGUAAUAACCCCCCCACAAGCCACAGGCUGAGCUCUGCAGGAGCCAGGUCUGGUUGUACAACACAAUAGUCUGUCACUUGAAGAGACUUCUCCAUGACAGGCCCAUAAAAGUCUUCUUGGCAGAUGAGAACAGACUAAUUGCUUUAUAAAAUCAGAUGAAUGGACCAUCUAAUGCAUCUGCUGGAGACAAACCCAAUUGCUUUAUGGGACACCGUAAGGGGCAAGCACAGGGAGGGUCCCCAUUAGUGGAAUUCCUGCUUAUUAAUUUACAGUUAAUGGGGCUUCAGAGCAUAAAGGUUUAUAUCCUCUAUAUCAUUCCCACAUGCUUUCAUUGCAUACAUCUGUAUCUGAUACGGGGUUCUGCAGCCUGUGGCACCUCGGUGGUCUCCUGUCUCCAGGAUUUCCACUCUGCAGGGACCUGCAGUUGCUGUUUGUAGCUGACAGCAGCUACAGGAAUUUUCAAAGCCUCAUUUUGACUGUUUCUUGCUGUUCCUACAGCACUGCAGAAGUAAUUUCCAUUUCAAACUCACACCUGGAGCCAAGCUGAACACCACAAUCAGUGUGAUUCCAGGGUGCCCAGACUGUGGGUACUGUUAGGAGAUAAUUUAUGAUACCUAACAAAAAUGAUGGCAGCAAGUUUCAGAGCAGCAGAUUUUGUUUCUAUUUUUGAGGCAAUGUUUUUUUUUGCAGCCACAUCCUGCCUCAGGCAGUUUUCCACAGGAAUUAAGUGAUCAAUUAAUCAAUAGCCUUAACCUUUUGCAGCUCCUUCUCUUUUCACAGCUUAUUUUGACCUUUUACUGGUGAUACAUGACAAACAUGUCAGAAUUCAGAAUACAAGGAGUGCCUGGAUCGUUUCCAUGAUGGAUUCACCACAGUUCCAUCAGUGGGGAGUUAGAGUAGGCUGUGUGGCUCUGGGCUAUUUUGGAGAGUUUAAUUUGCUUCUGAACUGUGAUACACUGCUUGCACCUUUCACAUUCAGGUUCAUAAACCAAGUCUCUCCUAAAGGGUGGAAAGGAAUCAAGUUUUAGUUUUUACCAUUACAGCUUUUCUUUCACAGUACAUUGUCAUUCCUGAACUCCUCUUCACAGUUCAAUUAUUUAACUGUUUGUCUCCAUUUCCCACCCUGCUCUGGAAUUAAAUGCACCAGUUGCUCGUGCUGACGAACAGUGACUGAUGCCGACUCUUCCCUCAUGGAGAUGGCAAUGGCUGCACUCCAAAUAAAGUCUUUAAUGCAGUGUCCCUUUCCUCUUUAUGUCCAUUUUUCUAUGGCAGGAUAUACAUUUUUCCCCCAUUAUUAGAUUUGACACACCCUGUGUUCUAUUUAACAGAAUUGCACUAACUUGCCUUACUUUGCCUUCCAUUCAGGAGAGAAUAUAAGUAUUUUGCUGUCUUGCAUGGCUUGCAGGGCAGGGUGUAGGGAGGUUCAUUCUCAGGAGAGCUGUUAUGAUUAACAGAGCUAAUAAAGACCAUGAAUAUUUAGCAAAAUAUUCAGGCAUCUCAGCUGUAAAUGGGAACAUCUCCACCACUUGACUAAUUCUCAGCUUCUUUGUGAAGCCAAGUUGCCAAUUUGUUUGUUUUGCCUUUGUUUCUCCUGGUCACUGUGAAGGAAGGAGGCAUUGAGAGGGAAGGUAGGACAAGUUUUCCUAUCUGCAGUGUUGAGCGUUGCUGACACAUUCUCUGCUCCCCCUCCCCGUACAAAGUGGGCACAGGAGCCUUUGCCCUGUUUCUUUUCUGUCUGUAUUGAUGUGUUUGUGUCCACACACACACUCUGGACUCCAAGCUGCCUUUUCUAAUGCCUUUCCAUGGCACAGGUGCCUCAGGGCAGGAGCACAGCCCUGUUGGUACCCGGGGCAGAGGCUGUGGGGCUGAUGCCUUGGGAAGACCCUCGGGACAGGACCAGGGUGAG